Sitophilus oryzae (rice weevil) is the source of this 890-nucleotide messenger RNA. RefSeq lists its product as uncharacterized. The record is from RefSeq and is a predicted model, not a curated record. The transcript is spliced from 3 exons. NCBI's taxonomy places the organism in Eukaryota, Metazoa, Arthropoda, Insecta, Coleoptera, Curculionidae. Bases 261 to 590 code for a protein of 109 amino acids.
ACAGGUUUCCCUCUUAUCUUGUGUAGUACAAAAUAGGCGGCAAUAGUAGUACCCGUGGUGAAAAUCUUCCGUCAAUGCGUCAGUCUCGUACGAACCACCUUUAGUACAAGGUACUCGCACAUGUAAGUACUCCACCGAGUACUGUAAUCGGUAAUUGAUAUAUUUGUUUACGAUCUAUUUGGUGUAUCGAUAACUUGCUAAUGUGAAACUGGAUUACAUUUUUUUUCUGUUGAACUGAUUGGAAUGAAAAAGCAUUAAAUAUGAAUGAAUCCACCAGUACUAACCCCACAAUAACAGAAAUCAUCCAAGAUGAAACCAACCAGGUGACCACAGUCGUGAUUUUUGUGAUAUUAUCAGUUUUAGUUAUAGUUUUGAUAUUUCUAAUGGCAAUUUUCAUCGACUGCCGACAACAGAAAAUUCAAGAUGAAAAGUUGAAACAGAUGAGAAAAAGAGUGAAAAGAAAAGUUAAGAGAAUUAUUCCAAGUCUACCAACCAUAGGAGAAUCAUCACAACGUGAAGAUGAGCAACAUAUUGUUGAAAAUAUGCACACAGAGCCAAUACCUUCCUCAUCAACCGCGUACAUACCUUAGAACAUCUCAAUAUCAUAUUAUUUAACUCUUGGAGAAAUAACUUAGCAUAGAGAUACCAUUACCACAUCACUAUACCAACAAAGAAUUUGUGUUUAUGAAAAUUAUGGCUACAUGGAAAGAAGUAAAAAAAUCUGACGGUUGAGUGUUGAGUAUAUAGACUUCUCUGAGAUUUAACUGUAUUAAGUGUAUAAGAAACACUAUCUCAAUAUGAUCUACUUAAUUUUCAAGCGAAAGCAAGGAACAAAGUUUAUUGAUCUAUGUUUUUAUUGUUAACUGUAAAUAUAUGUUUUAUAUUUUUUA